This is a messenger RNA of Malania oleifera, 1315 nucleotides long. RefSeq names its product ATP-dependent Clp protease proteolytic subunit-related protein 2, chloroplastic. Bases 204 to 1076 code for a protein of 290 amino acids. Gene Ontology annotation, cellular component: endopeptidase Clp complex. The record is from RefSeq and is a predicted model, not a curated record. The transcript has 9 exons. Gene Ontology annotation, biological process: protein quality control for misfolded or incompletely synthesized proteins. Gene Ontology annotation, molecular function: serine-type endopeptidase activity; ATPase binding; ATP-dependent peptidase activity. NCBI's taxonomy places the organism in Eukaryota, Viridiplantae, Streptophyta, Magnoliopsida, Santalales, Ximeniaceae.
GGGCCAUGGGACCGACCCGGCUUGAAUCGCGUUGUUCUGUGCAUAGUUCAAACCGGUACAUCCAUCCGGGUCCGGCCAUGGCCGCAGAGUGGGUUGGUAAAUCGUAAGGAAGAAUAGAACCAGUCUCGUCCUCAUCUUCUUUCUUCUUCCACUGGGACCUCUCUCUCUCUCUCUCUCUCUCUCUCUCUCUCUCUCUCUCUAAAAUGGCAGUCACUUUUCACUCGACGGGUUCUUCCUCCUAUCUACACUCCCGAGCUGGAAUUUCUCAGCAUCCUCCGAGUCUCGCGACAAAAGUCUUUUCAGGAUUAAAGCUGCAACCUGCUGGUUCAUUUGGAGCUGGAAAACCUAACUUAACCGUUGAAUUUUUUGACAAAGUCUAUAAAAGUGUUCAAACCAGGACUUGUGGCAACAAACCAACACGGGCUUGUUUUCAAAUGAUGCCUAUAGGGACACCAAGAGUGCCCUACAGAAAUCCUGAGGAAGGAACUUGGCAAUGGGUUGAUCUUUGGAAUGCCUUAUAUCGGGAGCGUGUUAUCUUCAUUGGACAACAUAUUGAUGAAGAAUUCAGCAAUCAAGUACUAGCAACAAUGCUGUACCUUGACAGUGUUGAUUCUUCUAAGAAAAUGUACCUAUACAUCAAUGGUCCUGGUGGGGAUCUUACUCCCAGCAUGUCUAUAUAUGAUACCAUGCGGAGCUUGCAAAGUCCUGUUGGCACGAACUGUGUGGGGUACGCUUAUAACCUUGCAGCAUAUCUUCUUGCAGCUGGAGAAAAGGGUACUCGCUAUGCAAUGCCUCUUUCAAGAAUUGCACUACAAUCUCCUGCUGGGGCUGCCCGUGGUCAGGCUGAUGAUAUACAUAAUGAAGCAAACGAGCUUCUUAGAAUCAGAGAUUAUCUUUUUGGGGAGUUGGCCAAAAAAACAGGCCAGCCAGUUGAGAAGAUUAAGAAGGACUUAGGCCGCAUGAAGCGCUUCAGUGCUCAAGAGGCUCUUGAAUAUGGACUCAUUGAUCGUGUAGUCAGGCCACCCCGAAUUAAAGCCGAUGCACCACGCAAAGAGGCAGCAGGGGGUCUUGGUUAGUGUAUUUUUUGCUCGCUGACCAAUUUUUCUGAUAUUUGUUAUAAAAAAAAAAAAAGAAUGUUGUCAGAGUUUGUCAGCUAUUCAAUCAAAAAUUGCUGCAUGAAAUUUUCAAUUGUGAUAUUUUUAAGAUUGAUCACAUCUCUUAGGGUUUCACAUGUAACACUUGCAGAACUAGUUGAUUGAUGUAUAUUUGGUUGCCUAUGGUUCUCAUUUAUAUCUCUUUUUUUUCCCCUUUCAAA